CCUGGACAUCAUUGCAUCUCACUCACCAUUCUCACUUGCUUUGCGCGUUGACUUCGUUUCGGUGCUUGUAACACCUUGGAUUUAUGGCGAGCUCUAGCAAUUAUUCGGCGGCGCGCCCAAAGCGCUCCGCCGAUAUCUUCACGCGCACACAUCAUCUUACAGGGGACGAGCCAUCCGUAAAGAAACCCCGCUUCGACCCACGAUUUCCCUCGACCUUGGCACCGGAUGUCGAAGAGGAGGAGAACGACCCUAUUCUGGACGCUGAUGAAAUUGGGAAACGCGCAGGCGUCAAACGCAAUGCAGUCAACAUUGACGGCUACGACUCGGACAGCUCGACAGAGAACUUUGACGCGCGUGCGGAAGCCAGGGCGAAGGCCAAAAACGCCGCAGCGGAUGCAGAAGACGACGAUAUGUUUGCAGAGUCUGCGGACGAGGAGGCGGAAGAUACAUGUCGUGGCGGUAUCAAAAAGAAACCGGUCCGCUUCUUGAACGAUGAUGAGAUUGAAGGUCAGGAAGAAACAAGCAAAGCAGGAGGCCACGUGGCCGUGGACUUUGGAGGCAGGCAUGAUGGCGGAUCUAAUGAUGAAGAGACCAGCAGUGAGAGUGGCGGGGAUGAAGAGCGGGCUAGGCUAGAACCUGGCAUGGAUGAAGAGCUUGGAGCUGGCAGCAAGAAGAAGCAUGCGCCGAAGCUGGACGCUUUCAACAUGAAAGCGGAGCAGGAAGAGGGCCGGUUCGACGAAGCGGGAAACUACAUCAGGAAAGCAUACGAUCCCGAUGCCGCUCAAGAUGCUUGGCUGGAUGGUGUAUCGAAGAAGGACAUCCGGAAAGCAAAAGAAGCGCAUGAGAAGCGGGAAGCAGAACGCAUUGCGCGUGAGCGCGCAGAGGAUACCAUAUCGCUGGCCGAUGUUCUGUCGGCCAUGAUUGGUGCUUUGGAAGUAGGAGAGACGCCCAUGGAGGCACUGGUGCGGCAUGGGAAGGCGGUUCCUAAGAAGAAGGUGAAGACGUUCAAUAAGAACAGGAAGACUGAGCCUAUGGACGUCGAAAUGGAUCCCGCUCAAGAGGAGGCAGCGGCCAAGGCGAAACAAGCCAUCGACAUGAUUACCGAAUCGGCAAGUCGAUUAGCGGAACGUGGUAUAGACGACGUUUAUGAGCAACCGAGGGAGAUGCUGAUACGCCACUACAAACGGGAGACGGGAGAGGACUGGAAAGACUCCAAUCCACCCAAGUGGGAGUUCCACUGGCUUGCGGCUCCGGAGGAAGACAUCAACGGACCGUAUGACGAGGCGACGAUGCGAGCUUGGCAAGAAAGUGGACAGUUCGAGGCAGGGGCAGAGUUCCGGCGGGUGGGCGAGACCGAAUGGUCUAGGGUUCUGGAUCUAGAUUAAGAAGUGACGUAUCCAUCACUGGCUGUCCAACACCGAGCA
Messenger RNA from Westerdykella ornata, 1424 nucleotides. RefSeq lists its product as uncharacterized. NCBI's taxonomy places the organism in Eukaryota, Fungi, Ascomycota, Dothideomycetes, Pleosporales, Sporormiaceae. The transcript has a single exon. The record is from RefSeq and is a predicted model, not a curated record. Gene Ontology annotation, cellular component: U5 snRNP. The coding region runs from base 84 to 1385 and encodes 433 amino acids. Gene Ontology annotation, molecular function: protein binding.